Saitoella complicata NRRL Y-17804 is the source of this 1260-nucleotide messenger RNA. RefSeq names its product nucleotide-diphospho-sugar transferase. Gene Ontology annotation, biological process: biosynthetic process. The transcript has 3 exons. The coding region runs from base 1 to 1260 and encodes 419 amino acids. Gene Ontology annotation, cellular component: cytoplasm. Gene Ontology annotation, molecular function: transferase activity. NCBI's taxonomy places the organism in Eukaryota, Fungi, Ascomycota, Saitoellomycetes, Saitoellales, Saitoellaceae. The record is from RefSeq and is a predicted model, not a curated record.
AUGACUUCAGCAAAGGCAAUCAUCUUGGUCGGAGGUCCAAGCAGAGGAACCAGGUUCAGGCCGUUGUCUAUGACCGUUCCUAAGCCAUUGUUCCCUGUCGCUGGUCAUCCGAUUAUUUGGCAUCAUUUGCAGGCUCUCGCCCGUGUUCAAGACCUGAAGGAGGUUAUCUUGGUUGGAUUCUACGAGGAGAGUGUUUUCACCUCUUUCAUCAAGGAGGCCUCUGAGCAGUUCCCCUCCAUGACCAUCAAGUACCUUCGCGAAUACCAAGCCCUCGGCACCGCAGGCGGCCUCUACCUCUUCCGCGACGCAAUCCUCAAAAACUCCCCCUCCCAAAUCUUCGUCCUUCACGCCGACGUCUGCUGCUCCUUCCCCCUCACCGAAAUGCAAAACCUCCACACCGAACGCGGUGCCCAAGCCACUAUGCUCGGCACCAAAGUCACCACCGAGGCCGCGACCAAUUUUGGGUGUAUCGUGUCUGACCCCGCGACUGGGGAGGUGUUGCACUAUGUCGAGAAGCCAGAGAGUUACAUCUCGAAUAUGAUUAACUGUGGUGUCUAUCUUUUUGACGCCUCGAUUUUCGGGGAGAUCAAGGCUGCGAUGAAGGCGAAGGCGGACGGAGAGAAGAACACCCUCGUUCUCGACCCUCUUGACCAGAAUGAUGAGAGAUUGAGGUUGGAACAGGACAUUCUCGCCCCACUCGCGCAGAAACACAGGGUGUUCGUAUACGAAACCAAGGGCUUUUGGAGACAAAUCAAGACCGCCGGAUCCGCCGUCCCCGCAAACGCGCUUUACCUGCAGAAAGCCCAUCAGUCCCCCGCUGACUCCGCCUCCGUCAAGCUCGCCGAUAAGUUGGAGGGCGUUGAGAUCGUGCAUCCCGUGUACAUCCACCCCUCCGCUUCCGUCGCGCCUGGAGCUAAGCUUGGUCCUAAUGUUUCCAUUGGCGCAAAAGCCAAGAUCGGAGCCGGUGCGCGGGUGAAGGACUCCAUCAUCCUCCCCUCCGCUGAAGUCGGACACGACUCUUCUGUCUUGCACUCCAUCAUCGCAUGGGACUCCCGCGUCGGUAACUGGGCCCGUGUCGAAGGUACCCCGACUCUCCCUGGAUCUCAUGUCAUGACUGUCCUCAGGGGUGGAGUUAAGGUUCAGAGCAUUACUAUUUUGGCACAGGAUGUCAUUGUUGCGGAUGAGGUUAUGGUACAGAACUGUGUUGUGCUGCCGCAUAAGGAGUUGAAGAAGGAUGUUGUGAAUGAGGUUAUUAUGUAA